AUGAAGUCGGUACAACGUGUGUUAGGACGCGAUCUGACAAAGGUGGUUUCGGCCACAAAAGAAGAUAGAGAGACCCGCCACAUUUUAAGGACGACCUCGAAAAAGUCAUAUAACAUUCUGCUGAGUUUGAACGAGCUGAUCGACGGGCAAAAGGUUGAGGUGGUUUCUCACCCCUCACUCAACAUCAUUCAUCGUGUCGUUUACGAUAUUGAUAGCAAAAACAUGAGCAACGAAAAACUUCUUGACAAGCUGAAAGCUCAAGGAGUCAUAGCAGUGCGUAGAAUCACUAAGCUGCGCAACGGAGUAGUGAGCAAUUCUCCUCUGCUGGUGAUAUCUUUUCGUGGCUCAACCCUUCCCGAAUAUAUUUACCUCGGGCUGGCACGCACUAGCCGGAUGCCCUACUACCUGUCCCCCACGCUGUGCUACCGUUGUGGCAAAUUUGGGCACGGUACAAGGGUGUGCCCCAACAAGGAUACUUGCCUGAAUUGCAGCCUGAACCACCAAUCAGAUAAAGCUAACCCAUGCACCGACAUCCGGACGUGUAUAAACUGCAGCUGA
Messenger RNA from Topomyia yanbarensis, 558 nucleotides. RefSeq lists its product as uncharacterized. The record is from RefSeq and is a predicted model, not a curated record. Gene Ontology annotation, molecular function: nucleic acid binding; zinc ion binding. The coding region runs from base 1 to 558 and encodes 185 amino acids. The transcript has a single exon. NCBI's taxonomy places the organism in Eukaryota, Metazoa, Arthropoda, Insecta, Diptera, Culicidae.